This is a messenger RNA of Rhodamnia argentea, 1011 nucleotides long. RefSeq lists its product as uncharacterized. Bases 64 to 822 code for a protein of 252 amino acids. Lineage: Eukaryota; Viridiplantae; Streptophyta; Magnoliopsida; Myrtales; Myrtaceae. The record is from RefSeq and is a predicted model, not a curated record. The transcript has 2 exons.
AACAUAUGCCACGCCAUCUUUUAUCAUCAUCGCAGCUGAGAGCACGAUCAACAGGAGACCAAAAUGCGAUCGAGAUUAGCUGCCAUAGCCGGAAGCUCUUACAGAGCCGUGACCGGAUUCGGUUGCGAAACCCCGAGGCGAGGGCUCGUGGCGGUCCCGAAAGGUCGAGCGGCCGAUCCCGAAGUACUCGGAGAAGAGCGAGAAUCCGAGGUGAAGCCCGCUGUUUUCUCCGGAGAGCCAGAGAAAACUAGGGAAGUGUACGAGCCUGACCCUAAAACAGCAUUGAAGCGAGACGUGGAACACGAACUCCCCAUGCCCAGGGGAGACUCCGAGCCGUUCGUGCAGCCCAGGCCGCCGCAUUCCACCUCGCCCAAGCUCCAGAGUACCCCUGUGCACGACCCCGUCGAACCCAUUUACCAACAGAAGCAAAAAAAGGCAUCUGCCACGCCAGUUGAGAAUGUGAGCUGCGCGGGGCUGGAUGGCUCGCCGUGGCCGGAAGGCGACGGGGAGAACCAAUCGCAGGGGAAGAGGGGAGAAGCAGAUGAGGACGACAGGGAGUACUACAAGCACCACAAGGCUUCGCCACUGUCGGAGAUAAAGUUUGCGGACACAAGGAAGCCGAUCACGAGGGCGACCGACGGGACGGCAGACUCGGCGGAAUAUGGGAGAGGGCCGGGUGUGGUUGGGUGGAGGCCGGAGCAGCUGGACACAGCGGAGGAGGCGCUGAUGCGGGCGGCGAGGAUCUGGAAGGAGUCGGCAAUGACGGGGGUCCCUGAUGCGCCGCAGUCCAGAGUGCUGAGGGCUCUUCGUGGUGAAGUAUAAGACUAAUGGAUUUUCCCCGUAAGCUUCAAUUUGGGAAUGUACGUGUAUAACUUAGCGGUCUGUUUUGAGGCAAAAUACGAAUGGGCUCAUUGUAAUAUAAUUCUGCUUGCAGUAAAUUUUGUCUGCUUGCGGGCGGGACGUGCUGGAUCUUUACAACUUGCAAUUUCCAAAGACGGGUCCCUUCAUGUA